Molecule: messenger RNA, 384 nt
Organism: Clunio marinus
Lineage: Eukaryota; Metazoa; Arthropoda; Insecta; Diptera; Chironomidae
Source: the annotation of a GenBank genome assembly
AUGACGACGAGAAAAAAAGAGAAAAAAAAUGCUUUUAUGAGUCUAAAAAUUGACUUAAGACAAUCAUCAUCACAAAACAGUAAUCUGAGUGAACAAUCUUACAAAUUUAAAAUAAAUACUUCAAAUGACCUUUUCCGCUGUUACAUGAGAUUGUAUACAUCUUUACAUUCAGUAUUAAUUGAGCAUACCGUGGCCAAUUGUGUUAUAAAAUCAUUAAGCGCUGGAUUUCCUUCUUCAUUUGUGCUGUCGACAAGAGAACUCUUCACAAGACAUUACGAACUUUUACGACAUUGCUUUGCAUCCAAAGGUAGGAAAAACCACAAAAACCAAGAUCUUCCGAUAUUUCGUCAUCAACGAGCGCUUCUUAAGGUCUUAAAAGUUUGA